AUGAUGGCGAAAAAGAUGCAAGGUAGUGGAGAUGACCAAGAGGAAUUACGGGAAGCAUUCCGAGUGUUUGAUAAAGAUGGAAAUGGUUUUAUUAGUGCAGCUGAACUAAGACAUGUUAUGACAAAUCUAGGAGAAAAACUUACGGACGGAGAAGUUGACGAAAUGAUACGGGAAGCUGAUACAGAUGGCGACGGUCAAGUCAAUUAUUCAGAGUUUGUGAAGAUGAUGACCCACAAGUAAAUUAUUAUGUAUACCAUUACCUCAUUUAAUUGCAAUAAAAUAAUAAUUUUAAAUAAAAAUAUAUAACGCCAAC
This is a messenger RNA of Mytilus trossulus (common blue mussel), 313 nucleotides long. Its product is annotated as calmodulin-like. The record is from RefSeq and is a predicted model, not a curated record. Gene Ontology annotation, molecular function: enzyme regulator activity; calcium ion binding. The coding region runs from base 1 to 240 and encodes 79 amino acids. Lineage: Eukaryota; Metazoa; Mollusca; Bivalvia; Mytilida; Mytilidae. The transcript has 2 exons.